Molecule: messenger RNA, 1503 nt
Organism: Fusarium pseudograminearum CS3096
Lineage: Eukaryota; Fungi; Ascomycota; Sordariomycetes; Hypocreales; Nectriaceae
Exons: 5
Coding region: 1-1503 (500 amino acids)
Molecular function (GO): heme binding; iron ion binding; monooxygenase activity
Source: RefSeq, a predicted model, not a curated record
AUGUCGGAUCAGAUUCUCUACGUUACUAUUCUCGUAGGGUUGCUCCUACUGUACAGGCUUGCAAAUUCAACAGACAAGCCCAAGAUCAAGGGUAUUCCCGAAAUUCCUGGUGUACCACUUUUUGGAAAUUUGUUCCAGCUGGGAACAGAUCAUGCAAGAGUUGCACGAAAAUGGGUAGCAAAGUACGGUCCUGUCUUUCAGACCCGGCUUGGUAACAAGCGAGUUAUUUAUGUCAACUCUUAUGACGCUGUCAAGCAUUUCUGGAUCACUCACCAGUCGGCUCUCAUCUCACGUCCCAUGUUUCACACAUUCCACUCAGUAGUUUCAACAUCUCAAGGUUUCACAAUCGGCACUUCACCCUGGGACGAGUCGUGCAAGGCUCGUCGAAAGGCUGCAGCAACUGCCCUCAAUCGUCCUGCCACCCAGUCAUAUAUGCCAAUUCUUGAUCUUGAGUCUUUUGUCAGCAUUAAAGAGCUCUUUGAUGACUGCGAGAAUGGAACAAAAGAUCUGGACCCUUCCCCUUACUUCGCUCGGUUUGCCCUCAACACGUCUCUGACUCUUAACUAUGGAUAUCGCAUCAACGGGGAUGUGAACAGCGAGUUGCUCCAUGAAAUUACCCAUGUGGAACGGGAAAUUUCUAACUUCAGGUCAACAAGCAAUAACUGGCAGGAUUACGUACCAUUACUACGAUUGUGGGGAGCACAGAACUCUUCGGCUGGAGAAUUCCGAGCGAGACGCGACAAGUAUCUGACUGACAUGUUGAACCAUCUCAAGAGUCGCAUUGCAGAGGGAACAGACAAGCCUUCCGAGAUCAAAUCUAUCUGCCUCACCAUGGUAUCUGCAGGUUUGGACACAGUCCCGGGUAACCUCAUCAUGGGAAUAGCAUAUCUCGCGACGCCGCACGGCCAGGAGAUCCAAGCCAAGGCACUGGAAGAGAUCUACAAGGUUUACCCUAACGGCGAAGCUUGGGAACGAUGUCUCGUGGAAGAAAAGGUUCCCUAUAUCACAGCCCUUGUCAAGGAGAUCUUGCGAUUCUGGACGGUUAUUCCGAUUUGCUUGCCGCGAGUCAACAUCAAGGACAUCCCGUACAAGGGUGCUACAAUCCCUGCUGGAACUACAUUCUUCAUGAACGCAUACGCCGCAGACUAUGAUGAGUCGCGAUUCGCAAAGCCUUUUGAGUUCAAUCCUGAACGAUAUAUGGAUGAUAAGGAAAUCGGAACACCGCAUUACGCCUAUGGAGCCGGAUCACGAAUGUGCGCAGGUUCUCAUCUGGCUAACCGCGAGCUUUACACUGCCUUUAUCCGUCUUAUCACAGCUUUCGAGAUGGUUCCCCCGAAAGAUAAGAGCGACGAGGCAAUCAUGGACUCGAUUGAAUGCAACGCCGUGCCUACUUCACUAACCACGGACCCAAAGCCUUUCAAGGUCGGAUUUAAAACAAGAUCCGAAUCAAGAUUGAGGGAGUGGAUAGCAGCUGCAGAUGAGCGAACCAAGGAAUUGAGAUGA